Molecule: messenger RNA, 1181 nt
Organism: Zophobas morio
Lineage: Eukaryota; Metazoa; Arthropoda; Insecta; Coleoptera; Tenebrionidae
Product: target of rapamycin complex subunit lst8-like
Exons: 5
Coding region: 150-1097 (315 amino acids)
Biological process (GO): regulation of actin cytoskeleton organization; TOR signaling
Cellular component (GO): TORC1 complex; TORC2 complex
Molecular function (GO): protein binding
Source: RefSeq, a predicted model, not a curated record
ACGAAGGUUGGUAACACUGGACAUAUUUGAGUACACAUAACCUCACUCAAAUUUGGACAAAUUCAAACUCUUUAACCAAAUAAUUACCGCAAUGUUGUAACAAUAAUAAUAAUUAACCACACUCUUUACUUAAUCAUUCACACACCACGAUGUUCGACAAAUCCGAAAUGGACCAGGUGCUCCUGGCCACCGGGGGCUACGACCACACAAUCAAACUCUGGCAUACCCACUCAGGGAUCUGCUACCGGACUAUGCAGCACGCCGAAUCGCAAGUCAACGCCCUGGAAAUAACCCCCGACAAGCAACUCAUCGCAGCCGCCAGUUACCAGCACAUCUACAUGUACGAUUUAAACUCGAACAACCCCAACGCCAUCGUCAACUACGACGGGACUACGAAAAACGUGACCGACGUGGGCUUCCAAGUCGACGGUAAGUGGAUGUACUCCGGGGGCGAAGACUGCCGCGUGAGACUCUGGGACCUGCGCUCCAAAGGGACCCAAUGCCCGAAAAUUUUCGAAGUGCUGGCACCCGUGACGUGCGUGUGUUUGCACCCGAAUCAAGUGGAGCUGUUUGUGGGGGACCAGAGCGGGAUUAUUCACCGAUGGGACCUCAAAACCGACCACAACGAGCAGCUGAUUCCCGAAAGCGACGCCAUGAUUUUGGAUAUUGCGAUCGACCCGUUGGGGACUCACAUGGCCGCGGUUAAUAACAAAGGUAGGUGUUAUAUUUGGAGUUUGAAGUCAGGGAAGAUCGACGAGCCCACGAAAAUGAACCCUAAGCAUAAGUUUGAGGCGCAUAAGCGGCAUGCGCUCAAGUGUGAGUUCAGCCCGGAUUCACGGUACUUAGUAACAACGUCUGCAGACCAAACUGCGAAAAUUUGGAACACGGGUGAUUUUUCGUUGCGCCAGGAAUUAAAAGUUGAGAACCAGAGGUGGGUGUGGGAUGCCGCUUUUAGUUCGGAUUCGCAGUACGUUUUCACAGCUUCGUCUGACGGGUGUGCGAAAAUAUGGAAUAUUGAGACAGGUUCAAUGGAAAAAGAGUACGCAGGACAUCAAAAGGCCAUAACGGCGUUGGCAUUCAGGGACUGUGCUGUUUAAGUAGCAUUUAUUCCAGAAUACUUGUAAUUUUUUAAUUAAUGUACAUUCGUUUUGUGUAAAAAGAGGAACAAGGGUAGCAGCAUU